AUGGCUCAGCAAUUACGUCGCGGAAGCUUAAUCGUAAGACCAAUCAGCGCAAAGCUCAUCAAAGACACCGCUACAGGGACUAUGGACCCAUACGUAGUGAUUAAAGUCGGGGCUCACGAACAGAAAACAAACUAUUGUCGGAACGGCGGCAAGACCCCUAACUGGGAUGAGCAGCUAAAUUUCAUUGUUUCUGGCGAAGACCAAAUCAAUAUUUCUGUGUGGGAUAAAAGAACUCUAGCAAAAGAUAAAGAAAUUGGAGAAACAACGGUCCCAUUGCAGACUGUUAUUGCUGCCAAGCAUUUUGAAGAUUGGGUGGAUUUGCUUCAUAAAGGAAGAAACGUGGGACAAGUCAGGCUCCAUCUGGUGUUUAAUGAAGAAUUCCAAGCUGGACAGCAAGUUGUGGGGCAGCAAGGUGUGGGUCAACAGCUCCCUCAAUCAGGAUUUUAA
Molecule: messenger RNA, 447 nt
Organism: Blepharisma stoltei
Lineage: Eukaryota; Ciliophora; Heterotrichea; Heterotrichida; Blepharismidae
Source: the annotation of a GenBank genome assembly